AUGACAAUCUGCAAGAAGACUAAAAUGAAACUAAAACUAUCUGCUAUAGAGAAGUAUUUUUUUCAGAGAAGUCAAUUGAAUUUGCAUUCAUGUUUCUACGUUGGAAUCAAACUCAAUGAACUUCCUGAGAAAGGGCAAAUUAUAACAGCUCUUAAAUCUACUGUGGCCAAACAUGAGCGUUUAACUUUUAAUUUGAUUUACGACAAGCUAAACAAUGAACAUUACUUACAGAACGCUGCCGAGCCAUUUGUGUUCGGUGACGUGGUGGCAUAUCACCACGAUUGGGACCACCUGAAAGAAACCGAAAUCAAUCACAUCUUUCAAGAACACAACUUUCCAUAUAGCGAGCACAAACCCUUAUGGAAAAUUCUGAUCAUUCCCAGUCAAAAUCAAAUGUUGUUGAUGACAGAUCACGUGCUCAUGGAUGGAAUGUCAGCUGUCCAUGUUUGGGAAACCUUUAUGGAGGGAUUACAAAAGCAGGGGCCAGUAGGUGUUGACGAAACGAUCUAUUCACCUUUAUCAGGUUCAUCGGCAGACCAAAUAAUAUCAAUUCCUCCGUACGAAAACUGGCCCAUACCUUGGAAAUGGCAUAUAGUACGCCAAUUGGCUAGCAGGCUAUAUUACUGGUUCCCGCAAGCAAUUGUAACCAACAAUAAAAACUUAAUUCAGUUUACUAAAUACUCAUUUCCAAAAGACCUAUUGGAUGCCAAGCCAACCGAGGAAAACGACUUAUAUAAGGUGAAAAAUACGAACCGCCAAUGGGAAUUUCAGCUAUUACCAGCACAUCUUGAAAGCGUGAUACAAGAAUGCAGGACCAAUAAUACUUCCUUAACUUCCCUUUUAGGCGCCCUGGUAUGUUCAAGUUUCGAAAAAACAGCUAGAGGUGAUUAUAACGGAGAAUUCUUGAAAAUUGAAUUGCCAAUGAAUACUAGAAAUUCUUGUAAAGAAGUCUUACAACUACAGUCGGACGAUGAACUCGCGAUAGGGAAUUUUAUCGCAAACAUUGAAUUCAGGCAUGAACUGCACCAAGACCUUGGAAUAUGGCACAUCGCUUCUCAAAUUCAAGACGUUAUCAAAACCAGUUCCAAGGACAAAAUUACAGAUAAAGUUAACGAAAUUAAGUUGCUCGAGGUUGUCUCUCCUCAAAAGUUCAUAGAAGAUAAAGUAAAUUUGAACGAUGGUCCUUCUUCUACUUUUGAGGUAACAAAUUUAGGACUUCAAGCAUUCAAAAAUGCGUGCGAUACCAAUUUACCGUUCCAUAUCGUGAAUGCUACGUUCAAUGAGCCGCAAGGUAUAUCUGCUAUAAUCACAUUAAGUGUGAUCUCUACUCCCGCUGGUGGACUGAAUUGUUGCAUCAGUUAUCCGAACACGCUAACCAAAGAAUUGGAGCCUAAUUGGAAAUAUAUAAAAGAAUACUUCAAUUUAUAA
Saccharomyces kudriavzevii IFO 1802 is the source of this 1428-nucleotide messenger RNA. It is a transcript of the gene SLI1, whose product is annotated as N-acetyltransferase. Lineage: Eukaryota; Fungi; Ascomycota; Saccharomycetes; Saccharomycetales; Saccharomycetaceae. Gene Ontology annotation, molecular function: N-acetyltransferase activity. The record is from RefSeq and is a predicted model, not a curated record. The transcript has a single exon. Bases 1 to 1428 code for a protein of 475 amino acids.